Molecule: messenger RNA, 3391 nt
Organism: Tuber melanosporum (Perigord truffle)
Lineage: Eukaryota; Fungi; Ascomycota; Pezizomycetes; Pezizales; Tuberaceae
Exons: 7
Coding region: 1-2685 (894 amino acids)
Biological process (GO): nuclear division
Cellular component (GO): nucleus; cytoplasm
Molecular function (GO): mRNA binding
Source: RefSeq, a predicted model, not a curated record
AUGGCUACUACCUUGGGUCUAACCAGCGGAAUUCACCAUGUCCUUCCUCAGAAACCAACUUUCGACGUCACUUCUUCCUCUAACGUCUCCGAUGCCGUGGGUGGCAACGACAUGCUUACAUCCGAUGAGGACAAUUCGACACUCGAAUCGCUUACUUACGCAUUCUCAAUUCCUUUCUCGUUUAUACCGGGUCCGGAUCCAGAUCAGAUAAUUUUGGCCACCUCCCAAGCGAGGGAACGAUGGCUGCAUCCGCCCGACUCGCCCCCCAACCUUCCGACAAGCAGGCUUCCUGUGCACCAGAAGAGUAUCAACGAUGUCCGGGAGCUGUGCAAGAGAUUGUCUCCGGGGCUGGUGGCUAGAACAACGGUCUCCGUGACAGAAUUGACUGCUGAGACUGCCUUGAGGAAAAAGCAGACGACCUCUGUGGGACUGUGGAUUGCAGGAGAGCCUGCUGAGGUUCAUAAGACUCGGGGUUUGAUUCUGCAGAGCGUGCCUGUUGCAAUGCGGAAUUCUUGUGUCAACAUUGAUCAUGAUCAGUAUUACCUUUCGGACGGUGUGCCAAAUACACGGAUCACUGUUCAUUUGGAGAGGAUUGCUCAGUUUACGGGAACAGACAUAUUUGUCCUGAAGCCUCCGGAACCGACCUCGAUCGUCGCGGUAGACCAGGGCUCUGAGGCCAGCCAAAAUAGGAGGCUGAAGAUUAGUAUUUUCGGGGACUAUGAGAGUGUUGAGCAUGCCAAGACUAGGGUUCUGAUCAUGAUUGAUGAUUUGCUUGGACAAGAAGUCAUCCCUACGUUCAUGGAGCUGUCCGUUCAGAGCAUGAUUUGCGGCCGCGGACGCAAAAAUGUCAAAUUGAUCGAAUCUGCCACAAGAACCGCCAUCUACUUCCCCCCUCCGUUCCCCCAAGUAUAUGGGUAUUCACCCCCGGGCGGCACCCGGCGCGAUCCCGACCAGAUAUUCAUCACCGGCAGUUCCCGUGAGGAUAUUGCUAAGGCGGAGAGAAUGCUUCUCAACCUGACUUUGGGCAUGAGAAUAUUCGUCAAGGACGUUUCUAUAACACUUACCAAGAUUGAUUAUAUCCUUCUUCAGAGAUUAGACGAUGUGAAGAAAAUCAUGGAUGCAAAUGGGACGUUUGUCCAACUUCCCGUUCUGGGGUCUCCGGCUAGUUUGAUUCGCGUACAAGGCAGUGAAACUCUUCACCUGGAACGCACAAUCAAAGCGAUAAUGGUUAUCUGCGGACAGUUUUAUAAUGCCUCUUGGUGGGUUAUGGAUUCGCCGAUUGCUCGCCUGUUGCCUAAGGCCCUCGAGGUGCAAAAGCUCCUGAUCGAUGUGGCGGCCUUCACGGGUGUUUCAAUCGCGUUCAACAAACAAGUAUUCGAAUUUAGUGGAUCGGAUGAAAAUGUCAAGGCGGCAAUGCACAUGCUGAGUGAUGUUCCUUUUAAUGGAAAGAUCAACAAGAUUAUGAGCCAGUCAAACAUCCAAAUCAUUUUCGACACUUUCAAUGAGUACAAUUUCUUUAUUGACGUUUGUGGUGGAAAGUUUGACACUACCAUGUUGGGUUUAAAGCUGGUUGAACAGGAGCUACCAGCAGCUGUCUCCUUCCAUGUUCCAGACUCUUAUCAUAAGCGGAUUAUUGGGAUCGGUGGGCAGCAUAUCCAGAGGAUAAUGAAAAAGUACUCUGUAUUUGUCAAGUUCUCUAAUGCUAUGGAGAGGGGGGCAAGUGGAAGGUCGGAGUCCGAUGGUACAAAGGUGGACAAUGUCAUCUGCAGAACGCCGGCUAGGAAUGCGGCCAAUCUUGAGCUGGUUAAGUCGGAAAUUAUGGGCAUGGUGCAGCGCGCGGAUGCAGAUAUCGUGCAAGAGCAUGUUGACAUUCCGAGGCUGCUGCAUCAAAUGGCAAGCGAUAUCGUGACCAUCAAGGGGCCUCAAUGGCAAGUUCCUCAUGCGGUUCAUGAGUUCUUGGCUCUUGUUCCGGAAACACAUAUAAUCCGCUUAAAAAAUUCCCCGGAGCUUGAAGAACUUUUGAAGCAAGAUGAGUUCAAAAAGAACAUCACCGAUCGAAUGAACACACAAUUCGGGAUUAGGCUUCACCCAACGGUCGACAAUGCUACCGAGUCGCCUGGCGGUAGGAGGUCCGGCGAUGGAGAGGAUUAUAUGGAAAUCACUUUCACUUACACCCGCAACAAUGCUGGAGCCCUCCGAGAUGCUAUCGAAAUGUUGACAAACUUUCUUCUUUCCCACGGAAUCCAAACAGACUCGAUUAAGGGUGCUCUCCCUCGACCAAAGUCCGACUCAUUUGAAGAUUUUGUGCCAUUUUUCCAUUCAGCCGUGUUUCAAAAACCAUCACAAUCCAGGGUCGGGAGCUCCAACGGGUCGAUAAGAAGGCUUUCUGGAGACGCGGGAUCAAUAUUCGGCGAUCAAGUUUUGCAUACCGAACCGGCUCAAUUCACCGAUACCACCGAAGCCGCAUUUUACGACGGGGAUAGGAAAGCCUCGUUAUCGGAUGCAGGGCUUGUGAGGCCACCAGGGAGUUCUGGUUCCAUAAGCUCUACAAGGACCAGCUUCAGUCUCGGGAGGAAGGGCUCUACUGUUUGGGAGGGGGGGUUAGAGGCCACCGGGCUACCUGAUGGGGAGGAAUGGACAAAACUGGAGAGUGACAGGUCCAGGUCCAAUUCGGUGACAAUGUAGCGUCGGUCGGGAUUUAUGACCGCUUUUUUUAUUUUUUAUUUUUCGGUGUUGGUGGCUUACGCAUCUUCCCCUUUGAACAAUUUUUAUGAUACCUGUCUUCCUUUCCUUUGAUAUAUCCCCCCUUCUACUUCUCCAAAUAGCCUCUCAUUUUCGAAGACCUUAUACCUUUGAUGAUCCGACAUUUACCGUCCUACGAAUAUUAGUCUCCCUUCUAGCACCUCAUCGGCAUUUACAUUGUUGGAGUUUUAGCAGAUUGUUUUAUCCCCACUUUCUGCCUUUUAGGAUUCGCAUUCUACAUUCCUGCUACCUCUCACGAUCGCUCUUCCUGAGCUUCCGCCAUCCUCCUGGCAAGUCACCUUACUUCAUUGUCAAUAUUGAGAAUUCCUUCUUCCCUUCGCUGUAUCUUCUUUUUUUACAUUAUUUUACUCCUCCCCUCCCUCCCCCUAUACCAAACCCUUGAGAAUGAGGCGGGGGAUUGUGACGCGCUUCUUUCCUUCCUUCUUUCCUUUUGUCUAUUUUUUCUGGUGGGCGUUUUUAUCUGCUCUUUUAACAAAAAACGGAUCGGAGCACAAAAGAAUGGGGUAUGGACGGGAAAGGUGUGGAGCAUGUUUAUACGGUGAAAACCUCAUUUUUGUCAGUUGUUUUCCCUUUUCCAACUCUAUUUUUUGUAUUCGCCAUUGGCGGUUAUUCAUUAUUUUUAUGGGGG